Molecule: messenger RNA, 819 nt
Organism: Pyricularia pennisetigena
Lineage: Eukaryota; Fungi; Ascomycota; Sordariomycetes; Magnaporthales; Pyriculariaceae
Exons: 1
Coding region: 1-819 (272 amino acids)
Source: RefSeq, a predicted model, not a curated record
AUGGCCUCUGAAUUUGGUAAACGCCGCAUUCAGCGAUGGAAAACUCAUGUGAUCCCAUUCCAGGAUCACGCCGGCCACCCGGCGCUCAGCACGUUCCACGCCGAGGAAAGUUAUCCGCUGCCCUACCUCUACAGCUACUGCAUUUACUUUACCCACUCAGAUGUCCGCCCCGACGCCCCCGAUUCGAUAAACUCCGCAAGGCGGCUGUACGAGACAAUCGUUAUCGAAAACGCUCCUUUUAACUUUUGCGACUGUCUGUUUCGCCUAGACAUAUAUUUCCUCCCCAACAGCACCCGCGAGGACUGCAUGCGUCACUCCCGCGCUGAGCGCGAUGCCCGCGGCAGCUAUACGGCGCAGGUCGUGGCCCUCAAAAGUGGUGCUGCUCAACCCACAGCUGAAACGGCCAAAAUGCCCGGUCUGGUGCCCUCGUACGCCCGGCAUGAUAUGAGCAGGCACAGCUACCACGCCCUAAUUUACGUCUCUGACGCCCCCGAUUGGCGCGGAGGUGAGGACGAAACCAUAACGCGCCUCGAAUUUGAGCCGCUGUCCCAGGACGACUACGAACGCUUUAACAAGGACCCCGACGACCAGCACGAGCCCGACGUGCUCCCCGAAACGGCUGUUGUGGUCGAGGCGGUUGGGAAAAGCAGCCCUGGCUUUGGCAAGCUAACCCCAGCGAUGCCCAGGCAGCCCAGACUCGCCGGGAGGUCGAUCGAGAUGUGGUGCAUGGCCGAUCACAUGUUCGACCGGGCACCCCGUCAGUUCAUGGACCAAGACGCGUGGGAUGAGGCCAAGGAACUAGGCUGGACUUCUUGGUGA